UAGGGCAACAAGUAUUUUUAUUCUUAAUUAUCUAAAAUAGUGCAAAGGAUAGAAAUCACUUGUUGAUACUUGCAUUAUUUAAUAAAAAAAAAUCAAAUAAUGUAAAAAAUCUAAAACUACUUAGAUUAUAAAAAUAUUUACAUGUUUAUUUAUUAAAACCAAUUAAAAACAUUGCAAGAGAGGUAGAUGUAUGCAUAGGCAAUCAAGUCCAUCCAUUACCCAAUCUAUAUAACAAAGAAACUUAGAUAUAAGACAAAGAAACCUUCUCAUUGAUCAAAAUAAAAGGAAUCUUCAACUAGCAAAAAGCCCUGAAUAACCUGCAAAACGACCUCCAGUUAGUGUGCAACGUUUCUAUGCACAAAUGCACUGAUUUCCGCUAGUUUUAAGUCAAAACGACAGUGUAUGAAAAUUGUAUGAGAAGAAUUGAGAAUUGUGGUCAAAUGUUGGUGGGAGCACGAAACAAGAGAAUGUAUCCCGUGAAUACUUCCUGACUGAGAGGGUCCACCCUAUCACGCCGACAGUAGGUCGAGGAGUCGCAUUAGCAUGCCAACGCCGAGAGUUGUGUGAGUGGCAGCGUCACAGACCUGGCUGCCAAUUUUGAAGCUCAGAUGUGUGAGGUCCGAUGAGGACUGAUUGCAACGCAGCUGCUUCUACUCCAGGAUUAGCAACAACUCAAAGGGCUUAAAAACAGCUAAAACCCCCCUCCCCACAAACCUGCACUGCGUCCUAUGGAAGACAUUUUGCUGUGUGGCUCUCCGCUGCUCAAUUCUUGUAUGCUGGCUGUACCCAGGAAAAAUUAGUUGAGAACUGGACAUUACUGAAAGGCUUUACUAGGGGUCUCAAGUCGCCGUUCUGCUGUGAUUUUCAUCAUCAUCAUCAUUAGCCAUUCUUGAGUUGAGUGGUAAAUGAUUCUUGACUUCAAAAUAUCUUCUCUUGCAGGAAAGGUUAAGCUUUCCAGAAGCCAGCUUCUGGAGCUUGUGAAAAUGAACGGAGAGAGGUAUGUCGGAGUAGCGCUGGAUUACUCACCAAGAGGCAGGUACGCUCUGCAGUGGGCUGUGGAUAACACCCUUCGGGGAAACGAUCACCUCAUUGAUGUGGUUGUGAACAAGGAUGGACUCGAAGCUGGUCCAGCAGCUCUUUGGGAAGCUUCUGGCACUCGUUUCAUCCCAUUAGCCGCUGCAGAGAGCCCACACAAUCAACACGCAUACCACCUGAAGAUUGAUGAGGAAGUAACAAAGACGCUACAUGAAGCAGAAGCAAAGAAGAUCGUCGUGGUCUCUAAGCUAUACUGGGUAGACCCGAAGGAGAUGAUUUGCAAUGCUAUUGUCGAUGUCCCGCUCGAUCACCUCAUUAAGGGAUGCCGAGGCCACAGCAAGCUCAAAAGGAGCAUCAUGGGGAGUGUCAGCAACUACGUCUCGAAUAACGUGCCCUGUCCUUUCACCAUUGUCAUACUGCCACCUAGCUAAGGAAAGGCGGUUUUAGGUUCUGCAUUUUUUCAUGUUCAUUUUUAUGUUUACUCUUUGUCUAAGGUAUAGAACACAUUUUUGAUAACUUAAGCAUUUCAGCAUAUAUUCAGUAGGUGUAAAAAUUGAAAAAAUAAAAAAAUACAAAAAUAAAAAAAUCUCCAUGUAGUGAAAUAGAAAUCAAGAGGAUUCCAAGUGUUUUCACACAAUUUGGCCCAUAAAUGGAUUUUAUAUAAAUGUUUUAAUCCAUUGUGGACAUAAAAGCCUACCUAAUUCCAACUAGUGGUGGGUUACAAAACUAAAAAUCUAACUUUUGGCACCUAUUAAUGCUAUUAAGAGAAGUGUGGCACCUAGUUAUAUUAUUAUUCUACUCAAAUCAAUCAACAACUUCUGUUUAUUGAUAGUUCAUGCUAAUCCAUUCUGAGUACAAUGAAUUUUAUUUAUUGCUCAUGGUUUAACAUUGUUUUAACCAGUCCACGAC
Messenger RNA from Physcomitrium patens, 1944 nucleotides. Its product is annotated as universal stress protein PHOS34. The record is from RefSeq and is a predicted model, not a curated record. Lineage: Eukaryota; Viridiplantae; Streptophyta; Bryopsida; Funariales; Funariaceae.